AUGGUUGCAUCAGAAUCAUGUUACGGUGUAGCGUUUGCAUCGGUAGUUACUGCCAAGGAGUCACUAUUCAGAGACGCUAUUCAUUUUUACCAUUCAUUGGGAUUUUCAACCGUUAAAGAUUUCGACAAAUUUAAGCACGGUCAAAAUUUAAUACUGUCUUCUGGAACUUCACAAGAGUCAAUCAAGGAAGUUUGGCUGGAGGCUUUCAAAUUAAGUGAAAUUGAUGCCUCUGGCUUCCGUGUUCCUCAACAAGAAGCUGAUAACAAGCAACAAAGUCAAGGUGCUUUGGUGAAGAUUCGCUUAGUAGUGACAGAGCCAGUGAAGGACGACUCUGCCAAUGCUUGCGUGGUUACCUAUUUUACGACCGAGCUUGACGAGAUCUUAAAGAAGUUUCCAGAUUGCGAGAAGAUUAGCGACGAGUUAGUUUUCAUCAAGGAUCCAUUAGGAAACAAAUUGGGUUUCACAUCUUUGGCUUGCAUUCAAGAUAAGGAACCCACCUCAAAAGAGACCUUUUUAGAGUCUACCGCUGGUAAUGAGAGUAAUCUUUCUGGUUCUAGCGUUGAAGCAGUGAACUUAUUAAAGCAAUCCCUAAACUCUACACAAAAGAAAAAGAAGAUCGCAGUUAUGACAUCAGGUGGCGACUCUCCAGGUAUGAAUGCUGCCGUCCGUGCUGUUGUGCGUACUGGUAUUCAUUAUGGAUGCGAUGUUUUUGCCGUUUAUGAAGGUUACGAAGGUUUAUUAAAAGGUGGUGAAUAUCUAAAAAAAAUGGAAUGGGAAGAUGUCAGAGGUUUCUUGAGUAUCGGUGGUACUUUAAUCGGUACCGCACGUUGUUUAGAAUUCAGAGAACGUUGGGGUCGUAAACAAGCGGCUGCUAACUUGAUCUCUGAAGGUAUCGAUGCUUUGAUCGUCUGUGGUGGUGAUGGAUCCUUAACCGGUGCUGAUUUAUUUAGAUCAGAAUGGCCAUCAUUAGUUGAAGAAUUGGUCAAAGAUGGUAAAUUCACUACUGAACAAGUUGAACCAUUUAAAAAUUUGACCAUUGUUGGUCUGGUUGGUUCCAUCGAUAAUGAUAUGGCUGGCACAGAUUCUACGAUUGGUGCCUAUUCCGCUCUAGAAAGAAUCUGUGAAAUGGUCGAUUAUAUUGAUGCUACAGCAAAAUCUCACUCUCGUGCCUUUGUUGUUGAAGUUAUGGGUAGACAUUGUGGUUGGUUAGCUUUGAUGGCUGGUAUUGCCACAGGUGCGGACUAUAUUUUCAUUCCAGAAAGGGCCGUUCCUCACGGUCAAUGGCAAGAGGAAUUGAAAGAAGUUUGUCAAAGACAUAGAGACAAGGGUAGAAGAAAUAACACAGUUAUUGUAGCAGAAGGUGCUUUGGAUGACAAGUUGAAUCCAGUUACUGCCAAUGAUGUUAAGGAUGUCUUAAUCGAACUAGGGUUAGAUACCAAGGUGACCAUCUUGGGACAUGUUCAAAGAGGUGGUACCGCAGUCGCUCAUGAUAGAUGGUUAGCCACUCUACAAGGUGUUGACUCUGUCAAGGCAGUUUUAGAAAUGACACCAGAGACUCCUUCUCCAUUAAUUGGUAUCUUGGAAAACAAAAUCAUCAGAAUGCCGUUAAUUGAAUCUGUCAAAUUGACCAAGUCCGUUGCUGCUGCCAUUGAAAGCAAAGACUUUGAUAAAGCUAUCUCGUUAAGAGAUACCGAAUUCAUUGAAUUAUACGAAAACUUUUUAUCAACAACAGUCAAGGAUGAUGGUGCGGAAAUAUUACCAGUUGCUGAAAGACUAAAUAUUGGUAUCGUUCAUGUUGGCGCCCCAUCAGCAGCUUUGAAUGCGGCAACGCGUGCAGCUACUCUUUAUUGUAUAUCUCACGGCCAUAAACCUUAUGCCAUCCUAAAUGGUUUUAGUGGUCUGAUUCAAACAGGUCAAAUCAAAGAAUUAGAUUGGAUCGAUGUUGAAAACUGGCACAAUAAAGGUGGUUCCGAAAUUGGUACCAAUAGAUCUGUUGCCGCAGAUGAUAUGGGAACAAUUGCUUAUUAUUUCCAAAAAGCUAAAUUGGAUGGUUUAAUCAUUCUUGGUGGUUUUGAGGGUUUCAAGUCAUUGAAACAACUCCGUGACAGCAGAGAGCAAUACCCAAUUUUCAAUAUCCCAAUGGUAUUGAUUCCUUCUACCAUUUCAAACAACGUUCCAGGUACCGAAUAUUCUCUCGGUGUUGAUACAUGUUUGAACUCUUUGGUAACAUACACUGAUGAUAUCAAACAAAGUGCUUCUGCAACAAGAAGAAGAGUUUUCGUUGUUGAAGUUCAAGGUGGCCAUUCUGGUUUUGUUGCAUCAUUCACAGGUUUAAUUACAGGUGCUGUUGCUGUUUAUACACCUGAAGAUAAGAUCGACUUAUCAACUAUCAGGGAAGAUUUAGCAUUACUGAAAGAAAACUUCAGUCACGACAAAGGUGAAAACCGUAACGGUAAAUUAGCUAUCAGAAACGAACAGGCAUCAAGUGUUUAUACUACUGAACUAUUGGCCGACAUCAUCUCUGAGUCAAGCAAAGGUAAAUUUGGUGUCAGAACCGCAAUUCCAGGUCACGUGCAACAGGGUGGUGUCCCAAGUUCUAAGGAUCGUGUGGUCGCUUCUAGGUUUGCUGUCAAGUGUAUCAAAUUCAUCGAGCAAUGGAAUUCAAAAAACAUAUCGUCUGAAGAUGACGGCGAUGCCGACUCUAAAGUUUUAAGAUUUAAGUAUGACGCUCAUGGCGAAAAAGUUCCAACUGUGAAACAUGAAGAUGAAUCUGCUGCGGUCAUCUGUGUUAAUGGUUCCAAGGUAUCAUUUAAACCAAUUGCUCACCUAUGGGAAAGUGAAACUAACGUUGAAUUGAGAAAAGGUGAAGAAGUACACUGGGAAGAAUUCACAAGAAUCGGUGACAUCUUGUCCGGUAGACUCAGAUUAAGAGCUGAAGUAGAAGCAAACAAAACAGCUUCUCGUUAA
Molecule: messenger RNA, 2967 nt
Organism: Zygotorulaspora mrakii
Lineage: Eukaryota; Fungi; Ascomycota; Saccharomycetes; Saccharomycetales; Saccharomycetaceae
Gene: PFK1
Product: 6-phosphofructokinase subunit alpha
Exons: 1
Coding region: 1-2967 (988 amino acids)
Biological process (GO): fructose 6-phosphate metabolic process; canonical glycolysis; fructose 1,6-bisphosphate metabolic process
Cellular component (GO): cytoplasm; mitochondrion; 6-phosphofructokinase complex
Molecular function (GO): 6-phosphofructokinase activity; fructose-6-phosphate binding; identical protein binding
Source: RefSeq, a predicted model, not a curated record